Messenger RNA from Neohortaea acidophila, 1887 nucleotides. Its product is annotated as major facilitator superfamily domain-containing protein. The record is from RefSeq and is a predicted model, not a curated record. Gene Ontology annotation, molecular function: transmembrane transporter activity. The coding region runs from base 403 to 1887 and encodes 494 amino acids. Gene Ontology annotation, biological process: transmembrane transport. Gene Ontology annotation, cellular component: membrane. NCBI's taxonomy places the organism in Eukaryota, Fungi, Ascomycota, Dothideomycetes, Mycosphaerellales, Teratosphaeriaceae. The transcript is spliced from 4 exons.
GCAUCCCAGCGCGCUCAACAACAUCCCUCAACCCUUCAUUUCCCUCCGUGCCGAUGCAACCAGGUGUGUAGCACGGCGUCGCUGCGUCACUACCCGCGCCACCUCUUCCCGCUACCCUGCAUGUGUGCAAUGCGUGAUGAUCGAGUGAUGGGUUUCCCCGCGCUGCUGGCCAAGCCCGUUCAUCCCGCCUCCACCUCUAGAGGCUGCCGAUCUGCGUCGGAAGGGGAAAAGGCGGCGACAACGAUCGCCAAAACAUGUGCUGAGCGGGUCGCCAAGUUGCCUUCAAUUGCCAUCGUCCCACACACGGCGGGUUUAAUAAAGACCCAGUGGCCCUGCCGUUUCGCCAUUCGUUUCCCAAGGUAAUUCGAUCCUCUCUCUUGUUUCCCUUCCCAUCUCGUCAGCAUGUCCGCCAAGGCUAGUGAAGACGUCGAGAAGCAUCCGGCUUCUGAGUACAUCGAUCAUGAGGAGAAGGUCGAUGGAAAGACGGAGGUGUCCGCCUUCGUGCCGCCCACGCCGGCGGAGGAGAAGGCGGUCAUUCGAAAGCUGGACUACCGUCUGAUUCCAUUGGUCUUUCUGCUUUACAUGCUCUCCGUCUUGGAUCGGAGCAAUCUGGGGAACGCAAGGCUUGCCGGGCUGGAGAAAUCGAUCAAUCUUGGCGGAAAUCACUACCAACUGCUCGGCACCGUCUUCUACAUCUCCUACAUCGUCUCGCAAUGGCUGCUGAUGGGAUGGAAACACUUCAAGCCGCACAUCUGGUGCUCGGCGGUCGUGCUUAUCUGGGGCUUCAUCGCCUCCAUUCAAGCCGCCGUGACUUCUUGGGGAGGCUUGGUAGCUUGCCGAUGGUUCCUUGCCAUGGCUGAAGCCGCCUAUGGCCCUGGUGUGCCAUUCUACUUGACCUUCUUUUAUCCGCGCGAUAAAGUUGGCUUUCGACAUGGUGUUUUCAUCGCCGGAGCGGCCAUGGCCAAUGCAUAUGGAGGAGCGUUGGCAUAUGGCAUCACUCACAUCCACGGAUCCUUGGCUCCCUGGCAAAUCCUCUUCCUCAUUGAAGGCCUUCCGACCUGCCUCUUUGCCGUCGUUGCCUUCUUCUUCCUGCCUGACAGCAUCGCUCAAGCCAGCUUCUUGAACGAGCGAGAGAAGGAGAUUGCGUACCACUUUGUCGCUAGGAACCAGAGACUGGAUGUCGAGAAGAACCAAGGCCUGCGCUUGAAGGAGGUGAUUGAAGGCUUGAAAGAUCCCAAAUCCUUCAUCCCAGGCUUGAUGUACUUUGGCUGCAAUGUGUCCUUCGCCUCCCUGCCCCUUUUCCUGCCCACCAUCAUCUCAGAGAUGGGCACUUGGAAUGACGCGACUUCCAACGGCCUCUCCGCGCCGCCCUACCUGCUGUGUUUCUUCUACAUCAUCCUGGUGGCCUUCUUGUCCGACCACUUCAGAAUGCGUGGUCCAUUCUGCGGACUGUCGGCCAUGAUCGCGGCGAUCGGCUUCAUCAUCAACGCAAGCAGCACCACUUCGGGCGUGCGAUACUUUUCCACCUUUUUGUCCGUUCAAAUCUUCGCUUCUGUCGCACUACUAUUGGCAUGGACGGCGAACAUUCAUGCCACGGAGAGCAAGCGUGCGGGCGGUUACACGGUGCUUGCGACCAUUGGGCAAUGUGGACCUCUUUUGGGCACGAAUGUAUUCCCACCUUCCGAAGGACCGCAUUACAUCAAAGGACUGUGGAUAUCGGCUGCGUUCUGCCUGUUGGUGGCUGUGCUGAGUCUCGUACUCUCUCUUUGGCUGAUUUACGAGAACAAGAAGAUGGACAGGGAGGGCGUGCCGGAGGUGCAGGAGUUUGAGGAUACGAGCAUUGCAAGGGCAAGCGGGACACACGAGAAACACCGUUAUAUUUGGUGA